Molecule: messenger RNA, 549 nt
Organism: Pseudovirgaria hyperparasitica
Lineage: Eukaryota; Fungi; Ascomycota; Dothideomycetes; Acrospermales; Acrospermaceae
Exons: 1
Coding region: 1-549 (182 amino acids)
Source: RefSeq, a predicted model, not a curated record
AUGCCCUUUGAACGUGGCAUAGCGACUCCGGAUGACCACUAUCCUCAAACUAAUGUUACGUCUCCUAAGGACAGCACUAUUGUUCAAGCUGUCCACAAAUCACAACAACACAACUAUGUCAUAGUCGAUGCUUUCGAAAGCACUGCAAGCAAAUAUCUUCGAGCGCCGAUAAUCUUCGAUGAGACCUCAAUUCCCCUUACAGACACUAUUGAUGAUAUAUCAACACCAACAUCAGCCAAAAAACCUAGCAUACGAACCAUAUGUAUCCCGAAGGAAGUCACGCAGAUCAUCGAGCUUCCGCUUGGCAUACUACAAAAGGACUUACUCGUGUUCCUGGACAAAGACUACUGGAUCCGCACGUGGAGACUCAAUUCAUCUACUACCGGGAUAAACUUAAUGAGAAACCUGAGACGCCAUUUCUUUCUCCCGCGCGACUGGAUCAGUUCUGAGUCACUAUUAUUUGCGCAUUUGGCAACAGAUGGCACUUUAUUCUGUCCACAGAACGGGAAGAUGGUUGUCAUCAGUACAGCGCUAGCGUCGGGAUGGUAA